UGCAGCUUUAAGAGUUUAUUACGACUUCGUAUUAUUUGAACACGGAUGAUAUUGGAACGUUGGACCGGAAGAAUAUUACACUAGUCGGUCCUUGCUGUCGAGUUUUCCUUUGAGGUGCUGGCUUUUGCGCACAGGCGUCCAACACAUUAAACUAUACUAUAAAUGCUUUCAUUAUGUCCGAACGAAAAACACCGACUAUUUCUCAAUCCACCCUGAUUCAGCUGUACACACGGUUCAUACUUAACCUUCCGACUGAGCUUAAAGAGGAAUGUAAUCGCAAUUUCGUCAGAUUGUUUUUCGAGGUUGAACGAGCCCACUGGUUUUAUCUGGAUCAUUAUAUAGAAGAUCCCUCAAUCGGAGGUGUCGAUAUGUACGGUUUCACGGAGAGAUGUUCGUCUUUUCUUUAUAUUUUUAUUAUUCUGAUGAUCUCUGAUUCAGUGUUUGAGCAGUUUCCAAGUAUUGUUCCUGGUGGAGUUGAUUGGAGGGAGAAAUUUUUGGAGUGGAGAAAGUACCGUGGGGAAACAGAGACAGGGAGUGCUAUUAUUCUCGAUCAGUAUUUUGAAAUGUUACUACUUGUACAAGGAUUUUACGGAAACCGGUGGAACUUUCCAGGAGGGAAGCUGAACGAAAAUGAAACUUUUAUCGACUGUGCCGCUAGGGAGGUGCUGGAGGAAACUGGCUUGGAUGUUGAAUACCGUAUAAUUCCUUCUCUUUACAUUGAUCGCAAUAUCGGUGGCACAUUGCGGAGAGCUUUCAUAGUCGAAGAUAUGCCUCGCAUCUCUCGUUUACAGCCGUGCACUUGCAAUGAAAUUGAGGCAAUUACCUGGUUCAAUCUACAAGAUUUACCAACCCACGCACAAGACACGAAUCCCAUGAAGAAAUUCAACAUGCGACCAAACAACUUUUAUAUGAUUCUUCCUUUUAUGAAACAGUUGAAAGAGUACGUCAGGCUUCGACGCUCAGGCGUCCAUGCAUUAACCGCCCUUGAUGAAUCCUCCAAGCUGGUUGAGAGUGAUCAUUCCAGUGCGAUUCCUCCGGAACCCAAGAUGGUGGUCGAAAGUGCGCCCGCGAAGACGCCCCGUUCUCGCCCCAAAAAGCGCAAGAAAGCACAUUCAGCAUCUCAACCUUCCGGCGGCGCAAACAAACAGAGCUCGAAUCCUCAAAAGCAGACUCUCAACUCCAAUCUUCACCCACUCGGCAAAAUGGACCUGGAUGAAUGUCGCAAACACCUUAUUCUCCUCCGAGUCCCCCCGCCUGCUUCGCAACCUUCUUCCAUUGUGGAUUUUUCUCCAUCCUUUUGGAGUGACGUCCGCGUCCGUGGUGACGUACUGAUGGAUUUGUUAACUGCCCCAUGAGUGCCAACUUUGCAUUCAUUCCUAGAUGAUCUGCCUCGACCGUCUCCGGUUUCCUCGCAAUACUUGUCACUGCCGUAACAACUCUCUUCUACCACUGGAUUAUCGUGUUUCCACUUGUCGGACGCUACCCAUAGUGUUGCAUUGAUCUUUGUCUUAAUCGAUUCCUUUAUUCACCUAGUCAUUCCCCUUCUUCUUUUGGCUGUGCAACGCUUUAUCAUAUUUAUCAUUCCCUUCUCCAGCGCAAUCUGCAUUGGCUGGAUAACGGUGUGUCUUUCCUUCCCCCCACCUCCACAAUUUGCCCGUUGAUUACCGAACAAUAUAAUCUUUCGAUACUUCCA
Molecule: messenger RNA, 1693 nt
Organism: Dicrocoelium dendriticum
Lineage: Eukaryota; Metazoa; Platyhelminthes; Trematoda; Plagiorchiida; Dicrocoeliidae
Source: the annotation of a GenBank genome assembly